AUGCUAAAUGAUGAAAGAGAUUUAUUUGAAGAACAUCGUGAUGCUUUACUUCGUUUAGCUCAACGUCAAACAAGAAUUUAUUCGUUACUACAACAAAAAUUACCUGAUAUAAAAUGUCAAUAUUUAACAAAAAAUGUUUCAACUGUUGUUGAUGUAAAUCAUUUUUGGGCACAAUUUGUUGAUCGUGAAACAAAUGCACAAAUGAAACAAAUCAAUUAUAUACUUUCACGUUCAUUAACUCCAUUAGCAUCAACAUCAAUUGAAGUUGGUAUGAUGUGUGCUGCACCAUUUAUUCUUUUAUCACCACGAAUAACAACAACACCAAAUAAUAAUAAUAAUAAUAAUUCUCAAGUUGUUAAACGAUAUCAAUAUUAUCGAGCAAGAAUUACACAUCGAAUUGAUAAUGUUACAGUUGAAGUAUUUUUUGUUGAUUGGGGAAAUACUGAACAAAUUUCUAUUGAUCAAUUAUGUGCACUUGAUCCAUCUCUUUUAAAAAUUGCUCCUCUUGCAUUUGAAUCACUUAAUUAUGUUUGUUCACUUAUUCUUGAACGACAAAUUGAAGCCGAAAUAAAAGCUGUUGCUCGAAAUAUUCAUGAUUAUCGAAUACGUCGUGAUGCUCAACGAUUUGUUAGUCAUACAACUGAUUUAUCAUCAAGUACUGAUCCAAGUAAUACAUCAGUACAAAUGAUUGAUAUUCCGAAAGAAUUAUGUGAAGUUUAUGAACGAAAAAAAAUUGGUCAACCAGUAACAUUAACUGGUCCAUAUUUACCAUUAGAAGCAAAUCAUUCAUCUUGUCAUUAUGCAACAAAAAUGCGUCGUGUUCAAAUUGAUGGUGAAUCGAUAAAUUCAGUUGGUUUAGAAGAAGAACAACAUUGUAAUUAUCGUCGUUUACUUGUUUCAUUUGGUGUUCAUCUUUCACAGACACGACAAAUUGUUUUACUUCGUCAUACAACUUUAAUACCAUCUAUUCGUGUUUUACCAGCUUUAAUUGCUAUGAUUUUUGCACCAACAAAUUGA
Molecule: messenger RNA, 1017 nt
Organism: Rotaria sp. Silwood2
Lineage: Eukaryota; Metazoa; Rotifera; Eurotatoria; Philodinida; Philodinidae
Source: the annotation of a GenBank genome assembly